Trematomus bernacchii (emerald rockcod) is the source of this 7410-nucleotide messenger RNA. Its product is annotated as myosin-11-like. Lineage: Eukaryota; Metazoa; Chordata; Actinopteri; Perciformes; Nototheniidae. Gene Ontology annotation, cellular component: myosin complex. The coding region runs from base 224 to 6247 and encodes 2007 amino acids. The record is from RefSeq and is a predicted model, not a curated record. The transcript has 43 exons. Gene Ontology annotation, molecular function: ATP binding; actin filament binding; cytoskeletal motor activity.
GUUCAUUUACCUGACAUGAUAUUCUCAUUUCCCUGGAGUGGAGUCUGCAUCCUGCACUGAGGGCUGAAGAACUGCACAGCCAGAAGUCAAACCGAGGUCAGAGGUCAACCCGACUCCCAUCGACCCACCAGAGGCCGACCCAGUCGUCAGUACCGACCCAGACCCCACAGCCUCUGAAUCUGAGCCUGAGAUCGACUCGACUCCUGACGCUGAAACCUCCAACAUGGCUGACCCGGCCCCCGACGACAGCAAGUUCCUCUUCCUGGAUAACGACUUCCGCAACAGUGGGGUGGCGCAGGCGGAUUGGUCCGCCAAGAAGAUGGUGUGGAUCCCGUCGGAGAAGGAGGGCUUCGAGACCGCCAGCAUGAAGGAGGAUAAGGGGGACGAGGUGGUGGUGCAGCUCUCUAACGGUCAGAAGGUGACGGUGAACAAAGACGACAUCCAGAAGAUGAACCCGCCCAAGUUCAGCAAGACGGAGGACAUGGCCGCCCUCACCUUCCUCAACGAGGCCUCCGUCCUCCAGAACCUGCGGGAGAGAUACUUCUCCAGCCUCAUCUAUACAUACUCUGGUCUGUUCUGCGUGGUGGUGAACCCCUACAAGAUGCUGCCCAUCUACUCUGAGAAGAUCAUCGAGAUGUAUAAGGGCAAGAAACGCCACGAGGUGCCGCCGCACAUCUACUCCAUCACAGACAACGCCUACAGGAACAUGAUGCAGGACCGUGAGGAUCAGUCUAUUCUCUGCACAGGUGAGUCUGGAGCGGGGAAGACAGAAAACACCAAGAAGGUGAUCCAGUACCUGGCUGUGGUCGCAUCCUCGCACAAAGGCAAGAAGGACGCCAAUCCUCAGCCACAGCAGCCGCAGGCUGGAUCUCUGGCCUACGGGGAGCUGGAGAAGCAGCUGCUGCAGGCCAACCCCAUCCUGGAGGCGUUCGGAAACGCAAAAACCAUCAAGAACGAUAACUCCUCACGAUUUGGAAAGUUCAUCAAGCUCAACUUCGAUGUGACCGGAUAUAUUGUUGGGGCCAACAUUGAAACCUACCUGCUGGAGAAGUCUCGCUGUAUCCGGCAGGGGAACACAGAGAGAGCCUUUCACAUCUUCUACUACCUGGUGGCCGGGGCCAAAGACAAGCUGAAAGAGGAGCUCCUGCUGGAGGACUUCAGCGCCUACCGCUUCCUGGUGGCGGGACACGUGGAGAUCCCGGGUCAGGAGGACGACGAGAUGUUUCUGGAGACUCUGGAGGCCAUGGAGAUCAUGGGCUUCACCGAGGAGGAGAGGAUAGGGAUGAUGAAGGUGGUGUCCACCGUGCUCCAGCUGGGCAACGUCAAGUUUGAGAAGGACAGGAGCAGCGAGCAGGCCACCAUGUCCGACGACACCGCUGCACAGAAGCUGUGUCACCUGCAGGGCAUCAACAUCACCGACUUCACCCGCGCCAUCCUCAACCCCCGCAUCAAGGUGGGCCGCGAGGUGGUGCAGAAGGCGCAGACUAAGCAGCAGGCUGACUUUGCGGUGGAGGCUCUGGCUAAGGCGAUGUACGAGCGUCUGUUCCGUUGGAUCCUGGCGAGAGUGAACAAGACUCUGAACAAGAGCAAGAGGCAGUCGUCCUCCUUCCUCGGCAUCCUGGACAUCGCUGGCUUUGAGAUCUUUGAGGACAACUCCUUCGAGCAGCUGUGCAUCAACUACACCAACGAGCGGCUGCAGCAGCUCUUCAACCACACCAUGUUCGUGCUGGAGCAGGAGGAGUACAAGAGGGAGGGCAUCGAGUGGAACUUCAUCGACUUCGGACUGGACCUGCAGCCCUGCAUCGAGCUCAUCGAGAGGGCGAACAACCCCCCCGGUAUCCUGGCCCUGCUGGACGAGGAGUGCUGGUUCCCCAAAGCCACCGACGUCUCCUUCGUGGAGAAGCUGCUGAACACACACACCGGCCACGUCAAGUUCUCCAAACCCAAACAACACAAAGACAAACUGAUAUUUACUGUCAUGCACUACGCCGGCAAUGUUGAGUAUAACGCAGCCAGCUGGCUGACUAAGAACAUGGACCCUCUGAACGACAACGUGACGGCGCUGCUCAAAGUCUCCUCCAGCAACUUCAUCCAGGACCUCUGGAAAGAUGUGGACCGUGUGGUGGGACUGGAGACGAUGACCAAGAUGUCGGAGAGCUCAGCUCCCACUAAAUCUAAGAAGGGGAUGUUUCGCACGGUGGGUCAGCUGUACAAGGAGUCUCUGGGGAAACUGAUGGCCACGCUGCACAACACGCAGCCCAACUUCGUCCGCUGCAUCAUCCCCAACCACGAGAAGAGGGCGGGGAAGAUGGACUCCAACCUGGUGCUGGAGCAGCUCCGCUGUAACGGCGUGCUGGAGGGCAUCCGCAUCUGCAGGCAGGGCUUCCCCAACCGCAUCGUGUUCCAGGAGUUCAGACAGCGAUAUGAGAUUCUGGCUGCCAGCGCCAUCCCAAAAGGCUUCAUGGACGGGAAGCAGGCGUGCUGUCUGAUGGUGAAGCACCUGGACCUGGACCCCAACCUGUUCCGCAUCGGGCAGAGUAAGAUGUUCUUCAGGACCGGAGUGCUGGCCCAGCUGGAGGAGGAGCGCGACCUCAAACUGACCGUCGUCAUCAUCGCUUUCCAGGCACAAGCACGAGGCUUCCUGGCCCGCAAAGCGUUCAAUAAACGGCAGCAGCAGCUGACAGCGAUGAAGGUGAUCCAGAGAAACUGCGCCUGUUACCUCAAACUGAAGAACUGGCAGUGGUGGAGGCUCUUCACCAAGGUGAAGCCCCUGCUGCAGGUCACCAGACAGGAAGAGGAGAUGGGUCAGAAGGAUGAGGAGCUCAAGUCGGCGAAGGAGGUGGCGUUGAAGUCUGAGGCGGAGCUGAAAGACAUCUCGCAGAAACACACCCAGCUGAUGGAGGAGCGCACCCUGCUGGAGACGAAGCUCCAGGCGGAGACGGAGCUAUACGCCGAGGCGGAGGAGAUGAAGGUGCGGCUGGAGACCAAGAAGCAGGAGCUGGAGGAGGUGCUGCACGAGAUGGAGGCCCGGCUGGAGGAGGAGGAGGACCGCAGCCACGCCCUGACGCAGGAGAGGAAGGAGACGGAGCAGCAGCUGCAGCUGAUGGAGGCCCACAUAGCGGAGCAGGAGGACUCCUGUCAGAAGCUGCAGCUGGAGAAAGCGUCUGUGGAGGGGAAAGUGAAGAAACUGGAGGAGGACGUUCUGGUGACGGAGGACCAGAACAACAAGCUGCAGAAGGAGAGAAAGCUUCUGGAGGAGAGGAUGUCCGACAUGAACUCCAACCUGACCGAGGAGGAGGAGAAGUCCAAGAAUCUGACCAAACUCAAAACCAAGCAUGAGUCCAUGAUCUCAGACCUGGAGGUGCGUAUGAAGAAGGAGGAGAAGGGCCGUCAGGACGUGGAGAAGGCGAAGAGGAAGGUGGAGGCGGAGCUGGCCGACCUCCAGGAGCAGCACGCCGACCUGCAGAACCAACUGGCAGAGCUCCGAGCCCAGCUGGCCGCCAAGGAGGAGGAGCUGGAGGCCACGCAGGCCCGGCUGGAGGAGGAGUGUAAUCAGCGCGGCGCGGCGGUGAAGCGAGUCCGGGAGCUGGAGGCUCUUCUCUCAGAGCUGCAGGAGGACCUGGAGGCGGAGAGGGGGGCCCGGGGGAAGGUGGAGGCGGCCCGGAGGGAUCUGGGAGAGGAGCUGAACGCUCUCCGCACCGAGCUGGAGGACAGCCUGGACACCACCGCCGCACAGCAGGAGCUACGGGCGAAGCGUGAGCAGGAAGUGGCCCUGCUGAAGAAAGCCACGGAGGACGAGGGCCGGGGCCACGAGGCUCAGGUCCAGGACCUCCGACAGAAACACAGCCAGGCUGUGGAGGAGCUCAACGAGCAGCUGGAGCAGGCCAAGAGGGUGAGAGCGGGUCUGGAGAAGGCGAAGCAGGCUCUGGAGAAGGAGCAGGCGGACCUCAGCGCUGACCUGCGCUCCCUGGGCAGCUCCAAGCAGGACGUGGAGCACAAGAAGAAGAAGGUGGAGGCGCAGCUCAGCGACCUGAACGGACGCUUCAGCGAGAGCGAGCGGCAGAGGACCGAGCUGGGGGAGCGGGUCUCCAAGAUGACUAUGGAGCUGGACGGUGUGACCGGUCUGCUGAACGAUGCGGAGGGGAAGAACAUCAAGCUGAGCAAAGACGUCUCCAGUCUGUCCUCCCAGCUGCAGGACGCACAGGAGCUGCUGUCGGAGGAGACCCGUCAGAAGCUGAAUGUGUCGGGGCGUCUGCGUCAGAUGGAGGAGGACAGGAACAGCCUGAUGGAGCAGCUGGAGGAGGAGAUGGAGGGCAAGAGGGCCGUGGAGAGGCAGCUCUCCAGCCUCAGCAUGCAGCUGUCAGACUACAAGAAGAAGCUGGAGGAGGCGUCGGGGGCGGUGGAGAUGCUGGAGGAGGGGAAGAAGCGUCUGCAGCGCGACCUCGAGGCGGCCAACAGCGAGUACGAGGAGAAGGCGGCGGCCUACGAUAAGCUGGAGAAGAGUCGCAGCCGCAUGCAGCAGGAGCUGGAGGACGUGCUCAUGGACCUGGACGGACAGCGGCAGCUCGUCUCCAACCUGGAGAAGAGGCAGAAGAAGUUCGACCAGAUGUUGGCAGAGGAGCGCGCCGUGUCUUGUAAAUUUGCUGAGGAGCGUGAUCGGGCGGAGGCGGAGGUGAGGGAGAAGGAGACGCGGUUGUUAUCUCUGGCCCGGGCGCUGGAGGACAGCCAGGACGCUCUGGAGGAGGCAGAGAAGACCACCAAGGGUCUGAAGGCCGAGAUGGAGGACCUCAUCAGCUCCAAGGAUGACGUGGGAAAGAGCGUCCACGACCUGGAGAAGGCGAAGCGCGGCCUGGAGGCCAUGGCGGACGAGAUGAGGAUGCAGAUGGACGAGCUGGAGGACGAGCUGCAGGUCGCCGAGGACGCCAAGCUGCGUCUUGAGGUCAACAUCCAGGCUCUGAGGGUGCAGCAUGAGAGGGAGCUGCACGGCCGCGAUGAGCUGGGCGAGGAGAAGAGGAAGCAGCUCGUCAAACAGGUGCGAGAGCUGGAGUCGGAGCUGGAGGAGGAGAGGAAGCAGCGCGGCCAGGCCUCAGGCAGCAAGAAGAAGCUGGAGGGGGAGCUGAAGGACAUGGAGGACCAGCUGGAGGCCUCCAGCAGGGCCCGCGACGAGGCCGUCAAGCAGCUCCGCAAGAUCCAGGGCCAGGUGAAGGAUAUCCAGAGGGAACUGGAGGACUCUCGUGUGGCCCAGAAGGAGGUGCUGUCUUCAGCCAGAGAGUCUGAGCGCAGAACCAAGGCCAUGGAGGCCGACAUCGCCCAGCUGCACGAGAUGUUGGCAGCUGCGGAGAGAGCUCGUAAACAGGCGGAGACAGAAAGAGACGAGCUGGCUGAUGAGCUCACCAGUAACUCCUCUGGAAAAUCAAUGCUGUCUGAUGAAAAUCGCCGCAUGGAUGCAAAGAUCAUCCAGCUGGAGGAGGAGCUGGAGGAAGAGCAGGCCAACGUGGAGAGCCUCAAUGACCGGCUGAGAAAGAGCCAGCAGCUGGUGGAUCAGCUGGGUGCGGAGCUGGCAGUGGAGCGCUCCACCUCUCAGAGCAAGGAGGCGUCCCGGCAGCAGCUGGAGAGGCAGACCCGGGAGCUGAAGGCCAAGCUGCAGGAGGUGGAGGGCCAGGGCCGCUCCAAACUCAAGUCCUCCAUCACCGCCCUGGAGUUCAAACUGAGAGAGGUGGAAGAGCAGCUGGAGAUAGAGAGCAGAGAGCGUCAGUCCAACGCCAAGAAUCUGCGUCAGAAGGAGAAGAAACUGAAGGAUUUAACCAUCCAGAUGGAGGACGAGAGGAAGCAGGCGCAGCAGUACAAAGACCAGGCGGAGAAGGGCAACGUGAGAGUGAAGCAGCUGAAGCACCAGCUAGAGGAGGCGGAGGAGGAGGCUCAGCGCGUGGCGGCCGCUCGCAGGAAGCUGCAGAGGGAGCUGGAGGAGGCCAGCGAGGCCAACGACACGAUGAACAGAGACAUGGCCUCACUCAGGAGCAAACUGAGGCGUGGCAGCGGGGGGGAGGCGGUGUUCAGCAGCCCGAGCCCCCGCAGCAGCAGUGGAGGAGGAGGCAUGAGCAGCAUGAGGAGCCUGGGGCUGGGGGGGGGCCUCAGCCGGAGGAGCAUCAAGGAGAACUCGCUGGAUCUGCAGGAGGAGGAGCUUCCGUCACGCUCCCCGUCCCCCCCACUGGACCCCCGCGAGGAGUCCUACUCCCCCGACGAGUAGAGGCCCAGGAAUGUUUCCACACUUUUUAUUUAAAUUAUUUAUAAAGUUGCCUUAUAUUAUAACGUGAAAGAGAUAUUUGAAUAUCACAAUGGAUUUAUGUUGAAACUCUAGAGGUACUUACACAAACAAGUUGGCAAAAAGUAUAAUAAUAAUAAUAAUACAUAUUCACAACAAUAUUUUUUUUUUUCUAUGGCAGAACCUCUGCCAGAAAUAUUUUCACACAUUUAUUUUAAAUUAUUUAAAUAGUUUCCUUAUAUUAUAACUUGAACAACAAAUAAUUUGGAGUUAGGAAAAACAUGAUUUAUGAGUCAAAAGUAUCAAUUUGAACACGGUUGAAAGGACACAUCCAGGUCUGGUUUAGUUCAACACAAAUGUGCACAAAAUGAUCUUCAAAUUUUUUUAUGUGAAUUUAAUAUAUUGAAAAUGUCUUUAUAUUAAAUGUAGUUUAAAUAUUUAAAUGUCUAUUAUAUUUAUUUAUAAUGAUGCCACAGAGAAAAGUAACCUUUCCACACAAAAAUUAAUAUAUUACUCUCUAAUCUAGAAUACUUUUCUAAACAUUACAAUUAUUCUUAUAUAUCUAUUUCACAAUGAACACAUUUUUUUAUCCGUUUCUCAAUUUGCUGUAUUUUUCAUCCAGAUAACCAGAAAACAUGUGUUUGUAAAACACAAUGAAAACAUAUUGAACAAGAAAAGUCAAUAUAUUGUGAUUUAUACAUUUAAAAAAAAUGUUUUCAAGUUUUUAAAAUGUUGAUGAAUAUGAAAAAUUGAGAAAGGGUUCAAUCAUAUUUUUUAAGAAUGCAGCAAAAAAUAUAGUUUCUCAAUUGAAUAGCUAAAUAAAAAUAAGCAUUUAAAAAAAACUUCAGAUCACUUUGUUUCUCUAAACUAAUGGGUUCCUCCAGAAAAAAAUCACGGGUUUAUUUUUUGGAAAAAGAGGCUUUUGCUCUGGUUUCUUGAGUAUUUUAGAGAUGAUCUGUUCAUUUGGAAAGUGUAUGUAAAGCUAUACAUGUAACCCAAAUGUUGUAUAACCAACUGUAAGAUUAGGCGGAGUGAUUUAAACCUCACAAUAUAAUAUCAAAUAUAAUAAUAAAUGUGCAUUGUACAAUGAGUGCUUUGACGCAGCUUGACUUUCUGAAGUGCUAUUAAACUGCUCAAUACAAUCCUCA